AUGAAGUCGGCGCUGUGCAGCCGCUUCUUCAUCCUCCUGCCCUGGAUCCUGAUCGUCAUCAUCAUGCUGGACGUGGAUCCCCGGAAGCCCGCGCCUCAACUCACUUCACGCCCCUACUUCUCCCCACACACACUGGGCUGCGGGGGCUCCCGGGCUCCUCUCCGACGGAGCCACCCGGGCCGCGACGCUCCCGGGAAGCGCAACGAGUCCCGGCCCCGGCUGCCCCCGGAGCCCCGGCUGCCCACCAUCUAUGCCAUCACGCCCACCUACAGCCGCCCGGUGCAGAAAGCCGAGCUGACCCGCCUGGCCAACACCUUCCGCCAGGUGGCGCAGCUGCACUGGAUCCUGGUGGAGGACCGGGCCACGCGCAGCGAGCUGGUGAGCAGCUUCCUGGCUCGGGCCGGGCUGCCCAACACACACCUGCACGUGCCCACGCCGCGGCGCUACAAGCGACCGUGGCUGCCGCGCGCCACCGAGCAGCGCAACGCGGGCCUCGCCUGGCUGCGCCAGAGGCACCAGCACCAGAGCGCGCAGCCCGGCGUGCUCUUCUUCGCCGACGACGACAACACCUACAGUCUGGAGCUCUUCCAGGAGAUGCGGACCACCCGCAAGGUUUCUGUCUGGCCCGUUGGCCUCGUUGGCGGGCGACGCUACGAACGUCCAUUGGUGAAAAAUGGCAAAGUUGUUGGCUGGUACACCGGGUGGAGAGAAGACAGGCCUUUUGCCAUCGACAUGGCAGGAUUUGCUGUGAGUCUACAAGUCAUCUUGUCCAAUCCGAAAGCCGUAUUUAAGCGCCGUGGAUCCCAGCCAGGGAUGCAAGAAUCUGACUUUCUAAAGCAGAUAACAACAGUUGAAGAACUGGAGCCAAAGGCUAGUAACUGCACCAAGGUUCUCGUGUGGCACACUCGGACAGAAAAGGUUAAUCUAGCCAAUGAGCCAAAGUACCACCUGGACACAGUGAACAUUGAGGUAUAGACACCAAGACCAGCAGGUGUAGAGGAGGAAGUCUGGAGUUUAGGCGGCUGCUCAUUCAGGUACUAUUCCUUUUUUCUUCAGCCUCACCUGUCAGCCAAUGGACAUCUGUUUAAAAACAGCUAACUGGAUGUGACAAAAUGUGUUGUCUUCAUUUGUUCUGCAUGUUUUCUCUACCCCUUAACUGGGAAGACUUUUGUACCCUGCAGCAAACAACACUGAAAAAGAACAUCUGAGUAUCUCAUGUGCUGCUCCCUCCCUCCCAUCAAGCCAUCCCAUAACUGAAAUAGGUUUUAUAGAAUGGGAUGAUAUUCUGUCAACUAAAUAUUCACAAUUCUUGGCUGUGCAACAUGAAAUUAUUUGGAAAGCUGGUGGUAGUGUACACUGUAGGAAAUAAAACCCACAAAUAAAAAAAAAGUGUGUGGAUUCAUCUGUUUAA
This is a messenger RNA of Meriones unguiculatus (Mongolian gerbil), 1411 nucleotides long. It is a transcript of the gene B3gat2, whose product is annotated as beta-1,3-glucuronyltransferase 2. Gene Ontology annotation, cellular component: Golgi membrane. Gene Ontology annotation, molecular function: galactosylgalactosylxylosylprotein 3-beta-glucuronosyltransferase activity. The transcript has 4 exons. Gene Ontology annotation, biological process: carbohydrate metabolic process; chondroitin sulfate proteoglycan biosynthetic process. The coding region runs from base 1 to 975 and encodes 324 amino acids. Lineage: Eukaryota; Metazoa; Chordata; Mammalia; Rodentia; Muridae. The record is from RefSeq and is a predicted model, not a curated record.